Molecule: messenger RNA, 1308 nt
Organism: Protopolystoma xenopodis
Lineage: Eukaryota; Metazoa; Platyhelminthes; Monogenea; Polystomatidea; Polystomatidae
Source: the annotation of a GenBank genome assembly
AUGUGGUUUGUUUCUGCGCUAACCAAUGGUCACGAGCCUUCUGCCUCGGAUGCCUCUGCCAGACCAGCUUCUACCAGCUCCGCUCUCGACUCUUCUGCUGCUCAUUCAUCGGCUUCGACCUCCCCUCGUGGCACUAUCACGGUUACCACGACUAAUUCUGGUACGGUUGCUAACUCCGCUUCAUCGGCUUCAUCUGCUUCCAAUUCAGGAUCAAUUUCCGAAUCAGAUCCGAUGGACGAUGACGAAGAAGAUGAUGAUACUGGAGAAAGCAUUGAAGAGGAGGAGAGGGAUGAAUCAGCAUCCGCUGAAAUCGAUGCAGUUGGUGGGGAAAUUCAGGAUAUUGAGGAAGAAGAGGAAAGUGGAGCUGGUGAAGUGGAGCAUGGCUCAGUAUCUACACAUUCAACUUGCUCCGAAUCCGUCCUUUCUAGUUCCUCUACUGCUUCCAGUAUUUCGGGCGCCUCUAGAGAUUACGAUGAUCAGGGUGAGGAAGUAGACUGUGGAGCCGAGGAAUGCUACGAAGAUGGAGUUGAUACAGAUCUUGUGGUGGAUAGAGCUGAGAGGAGGGAAAUUACGGACACGUGUACAGCAGAUUCUAGUGAAAAUGGUCAAGACGAUGCUUCUGCUAACCAUUUUCAUUUUCUUUACUCGUAUGGAGUAGCUUCUGAAGUGGAGCCCAGUUGCCCAGCCUCUGACGAACAGGUCGCUUCGUUUAUAUCCCAUGACCCGCCGCUUAACGAGCCUUUAAAUUAUGACGAUUCACUCUUUUCAACGAACCAAGUCAUUGAUUCUGGUGUUUCGGUGCCAGCUUCUGAUAUUCAAUCACAGCUUGUUGCUUCGGUUUCUACAGUACCAAUCAUUCUUGAGUCAACAAGCUCUUCCUGUAUUCCCCCUAUUUCUGGGCCCGCAACAGACUCAGAUCCGUUACAUGAGACAUCCCCACUUGAAAGUUCUGCUAUUGCAGUGGGUUGUCUAGAUUCAUCACCUACGCUACAAUUUUCAUUACCUCUGCAAACUAUUAAAGCUCCUACUUGUUCCUCAAGUCGAACAAUUAGAAAACUCGAUGAUGUGGUUACCAACGCCUCUGAUGUAUUUAACCUGACUGACUAUCCCUUGACUCAACUCAAUAGCUCAUCGUUUGUCAAAGAAAAUAUCAAUCCCAUUAGGUCAGCAGAGGUUAAUGAGGGCUUCUACGAUGAACAGCAACCGAGCUGUGGCUUGGUGACUCUUCUAAAUCUGCAACACCUAGAGGCGAUCGAUGGCGACGACGUGAAGACAAUCCUGGACGAGACAGAAAGUGACCUCUUGACU